Molecule: messenger RNA, 2456 nt
Organism: Leopardus geoffroyi (Geoffroy's cat)
Lineage: Eukaryota; Metazoa; Chordata; Mammalia; Carnivora; Felidae
Gene: RAB17
Product: RAB17, member RAS oncogene family
Exons: 7
Coding region: 1452-2093 (213 amino acids)
Molecular function (GO): GTPase activity; GTP binding
Source: RefSeq, a predicted model, not a curated record
UUCGGCUUUGUUUCGAGCAGAACAAAGAUGAUACGGUUUUCUUCCUAGGAAACAUUUUCCUGACUCCUAGUAAAAUGCCAUCCACAGCGCGAGACAGGGGCCUCGGAACAAUGAUCGCCGAAGUAGCCAGCCCUGCAGACUGUCCGGGGGAGUCCAGGGCCCAAGACGCAGGUGCAGCAGAGAACCUACUGUGUGCACGGGAGAGAAGAGAAACGAGUGAGACCCAGUUCCUGUCCUCAGUGCCUCUCAAGGCAGCAAAAGGAGUUGAGGCAUGAGUCGAGUACGUCGCCACCCUGCUCCAACGCAGCUUCUCACUGGACCAUCAGAAAGGGACUCCUGCUUUGUGGAUGGGUGUGAUUUACUCCCACGGGAAGAAGCUGAAGCCGAGGAAGACCCAGGCGGGCAAGCUGUGCGUGGCUGCCUUGCUGUGACCUGGGCCUCACGGCCCCGAUUUCCCUGCCCUAAGGGCAAAAGCGUCAGGCUGUGAAGGGUAGCAACUUCUGCCAUCCCCCAAAUGCCUCUUUGGCAUGAGGGUUAUUCUGAGCCGAUUAUUUUAAGAAACAGUAGACACAGGAGAAGCGCAGAAAACAGGGUAGCAGUUGCUCCUUUGUAAGAGAAAUUUGCAUGUACACAGGACAGCUCUGGGUGUGGGGGUGGCUCUCUCUCUACCAGAAAGAGAAGAGACUCUAAACCACAAGAAACUCUGAUCAGGGGACAAGGCGCCACUCAAAUCUGCACAAGCUUAUCCUGGUUUACUGUGCUUUUCCUGGUAACCUCCCCGUAACUGGACCCCCCGCGCCUUUCUGCCUUUUGUCUCUCGCUGAAGAUGAUAAUUCAGCCAGUGGCUUGAGCCACUCUUUUCUGGGUGUCUCCCGUGGAUGCGUCUUAAUCAACUUCCGUUUGUGUUUCUCUUGUUUUUCUGUCUUGUAUUGCAGGGCUCUCAGCCAAGGAAUGCAGAAGGGUAGAGGGAAAAUUCUUGUUUCUCCCCCACAACCAUCUCUGUCCUCUCCGGAAACACCAGGCCUGUCACUCUGAGAAGGGGACUCAGGAUCCUGGCUCAGCACCAGACCUUAGCUAUUGACCAAGGCCCCUGGCUGCCCUGAUGGGGCAGAAAUGAGACACAGCUCCCAAGAGGAAGGAGGGGCCCUGGCCUUGGGGAGGAGAGGCGGGGUGAGAAGGGCAGGGACUGGGCCGAGGGACCGGCCAGAGCUGAUCCCAGGAAAGAGGACCACCCUCCAGAACAGGCCCAGAGCCAUGUCAGUGCCCGAGAGAGGCGAGCGAGAAACAGACAACUCAGACCACACAUCCGCAGUUAUGCCCCCUGGGAUGGGGUCUUCUGCAUCCUGCCGUGUUCUGGGCAGGAUAACCAUCUCCUCGGGCCGCGGUCCUUAGGAGAAGACUUCUUCACAGCAAACCUGGAGAGGAAGAAAGGCCUGGAAGGGGAUCAGGGCAUGGCGCAGGCGGGAGGUGUCCCCUGCCCCGGGGCUGCCCCGGGCCGGCCCCUCGUGUUCAAGCUGGUCCUCUUGGGAAGUAGCUCUGUGGGCAAGUCCAGCUUGGCUCUCCGGUACGUGAAGAAUGACUUCAAGAGCAUCCUGCCCACCGUGGGAUGCGCGUUCUUCACGAAGGAGCUGGAGUCGGGCGCCGUGGCUGUGAAGCUGGAGAUCUGGGACACGGCCGGCCAGGAGAAGUACCACAGCGUCUGUCGCUUGUACUUCAGGGGCGCCAGUGGGGCCAUCUUGGUGUACGACAUCACCAGGAGGGGUUCCUUCUGCAAAGCCCAGCAGUGGCUGCAGGACCUCGAGAGGGAGGCGCCCCCGGGGGAGGUCGUGGUGAUGCUGGUUGGCAACAAGACGGAUGUCGGCGAGCAGCGGGAGGUGACGUUCCAGGAAGGGAAAGAGUUUGCGGAGAGCAAGAAAUUGCUGUUCAUGGAGGCCUCGGCCAAACUGAACCACCAGGUGACUGAGAUCUUUAGCACCAUAGCCCAAGAGCUGCUGCAGAGAGAAGACAGGAAGAAGGCCCAGCCGCAGAGGGGAGAUGCAGGGCUGGCUCUGAAGGGGCCACCUGCUGGGCAGGCCGGAUGCUGUGCCCACUAACAGCAGCCGCGCCAGGAAGCCCGGCUCCGGCUGCCCCUUGGGGUGAGCCACUGCCACGGCCACGUACUCUGAUUCCUCCUGAAGCAGGCUUGUUGCCGAGUCCUAGAGGUUCUGGAAGCUGGCAUCCUUGAGCCUUACCACUUCUCAAAGCCGGCGGGAAUCAUUCAGGAGAGGAGCCAGUGACAACGGGCUCCCAGGGGUGAUGAGAGAAAUUGUCCCCUUUUAGGGUUUGUGGGCCUUGGUACGGGGAAGCUGGACUUUAACAUCUACCAAGGGACGAAAACUUUUCAAAGCAGUUGCUCCGUUUCUGCCCCCAGCACACUUUGUACAUCCGCUUCGUUAAAAACAAAACAAAACAAAACA